CACUAACCAAAUCAAAGAAUUCAAAAAUUCCAUCUCUUCAAUCUGACCUACCAGAUCAUCGCUGUGAAAGACAUCGAUGUGAAAGACGCUGUUGAUAGAAGUAAGACGUGCAAAUAUGACUGAAUCCGGACCCUCCAUCCUCGCCACGUGCAAGCAAACACGGUUCCAUCUCCUCGACGACAGACCUUCUCGCGAGGUUGACAUCCAAGGCCUCACCAUCGCAGUCCGAUCAUCCCAGCCUUCUACCAGCGAGAAGCCAAAAGCAGCGAAAUCCAAAUCCAAAUCCGACGGCCUUGAAUUAGUUUCCAACGCUGACUUGCGGCUCAAAGCUGGUGUGCAUUAUGGUCUUAUUGGAAGGAAUGGGACGGGCAAGUCCACCAUCCUCAAGGCAAUGGCGGAGAAGCUUAUUCCGGGUAUUUCGUAUACGACUAGGAUAGCGAUUCUUCAGCAGACAGAUGCCGAGAUAGAAGAUGAAGAUGAUAAUAGUCUCGCCGAGUCGUUGAGAGAAGCUGCUUCCGUGUCAGGGGGAAAGGGGAGAAGUGUUUUGGAGCAGGUCAUGGCGAGUGAUGAUCUCAGAAAUGACAUCAAAAGAAAAAUCGAAGUUCUAUCGAGAAGUUUGGAAAACGAGGAUGACUCUUUAGCCCCAGUGUUAACCAUCAGAAAGCUCCGCCAUGAGGAGCUAGAGAAGCAAUUAUUUCUAGCACAGAAAAACGCGAGUUUGAGAAGUGGUGCCAGAGGGCUUCAAGCGAGGAAAGAACUCAAAUCUGUCGAGACCAAGGUCGCCGUCUCGCGGGGCUUGCUAAAUGAAGACAAAGAUUCAAUCAAUGCAGAAAGCAUUACAGCCGACACUCAGGCAGCAGUUGAUCUUCUCGAAGAGCUUCAGUCGCAAUACGAAACGAUGAAAGUUGUCGAUAUAGAGCAACAAGCACGAAAAGUAUUGCUUGGCCUGGGCUUCAAAGAGGAAGGUCUCUCGAAGCCGUUCGUCACGUUGUCAGGGGGCUGGCGAAUGCGAUGUAUGCUCGCCGGCAUUCUGAUUCAAAACCCCGACAUCAUGAUCCUCGACGAACCGACCAAUUUCCUCGACCUCCUCGGAGUCAUCUGGCUUGAGAACUACCUCAAACAGAUGCGCGAAACGUCGGACACGACAUUAGUCCUAGUCUCUCAUGACCGCGCUUUCAUCAACGCCAUUUGCGAAGAGCUAGUGAUCCUCCGCGACCAAACACUCUCCUACUUCAAAGGCAACCUUGCCGCGUACGAAGAAAAUUUCGAGUAUCAGAAGCUAUACUGGGGCCGUAUGAGGGAGGCGCAAGAAAAGCAAAUCGCACACAUGGAGGCGACGAUUCGCGAAACCACGAAGAUGGGCAAGAAAACCGGCGAUGAGAAUAAACUGCGCAUGGCCAAGUCUCGCCAAAAGAAGAUCGAUGAUCGGAUGGGCGUGCAGGUUAGUGCGAAUGGCGGUCGGUUCAAGUUAAACCGAGACAUGGUAGGGUGGCACGAGAACAGCAGGGCAGAGAUCGAAGUGCCCAAGGACGAGAAGGGCGCAUCAAUGUUCAUACCAAACGCGCCGGAUUUGAGGUUUCCCGGACCGUUGAUAUCGCUGGAGAAUAUCACUUUUCGGUACAAGCGCACUGCGCCGGUGGUACUCAGUGAUAUCAACUUGACGAUCCACCUUGGUGACCGCGUGGGCAUCAUGGGGCUUAAUGGGAGCGGGAAAUCGACGCUCCUGCAGCUGCUAACGGGGGAGAUGGAAAAGGCUGGUGUUGGGAAGGUCACUCGCCAUCCACGACUGAAGAUUGGGUACUAUGCUCAGAACUCGGUUGGGGGGCUGCAAAAGGAAGGUCGUGCGAAUCAAGAACAAACGGCACUGUCAACCAUAAUGCGUGAAGCGGAUGGCCAACUAAAUGAGGGCGAUGCUAGAGCGCUCCUGGGGGCUUUGGGCCUGCCUGGUCGUAUUGCAUCCGAUGUUCCCGUGUUUCGUCUAUCCGGUGGGCAAUUGGUUCGGCUCGCCAUGGCAAAGGUGCUUUGGAAUCCGCCGCAUCUGUUAGUGCUCGAUGAAAUCACUACGCAUCUGGACUUCCACACAGUCACGGCUCUGGCAUCGGCGUUGUCGACGUUCAACGGAGCGAUCUUGGUAGUUUCGCACGACCGUUUUCUAGUAAGGUCUGUCGUUGAAGGCAAGCGAGACGGGGAUGCGCGACUGAAUGAGGAUUUCGAAGCCGAAGAUGAUGAACAAUCCGAUGAUGAUACUCAGAUUCCAAGACGAAGAACGGUUUUUAUCUUGAAAGCGGGGAAACUGGUCGAGCAGACUGGGGUAGAGCAAUUCGAGAAAAGCCUGGAAAAGAGGGUUAAGAAAAUGCUGAGUGGGUGAGACAAAGACCGGAGGUGUCAAUGGAAUCGCAAAUAUGCAAAUAGUGCAAUUCAGCAGCAGAUGAAAUAUUCCAAAAAUUCUGAACACUCUGAACACUCUGAACACUCUAGUGAGAGAAAGAGAUGACAGAAUAUUUGUCACUAACAGUUUUGGGGAUAGGUUUGAAGCACCCAAAAUAGUGAUUAGAGGUACUAAAUCUAUUGAAUAGAAUAUAGUCAACUUUUAAGAAUUAUAC
Molecule: messenger RNA, 2603 nt
Organism: Talaromyces proteolyticus
Lineage: Eukaryota; Fungi; Ascomycota; Eurotiomycetes; Eurotiales; Trichocomaceae
Product: putative ABC ATPase
Exons: 6
Coding region: 116-2368 (750 amino acids)
Molecular function (GO): ATP binding; ATP hydrolysis activity
Source: RefSeq, a predicted model, not a curated record